GCCAUGGGUGACUGGUCCAUACUUGGCCGCUUCCUGUCUGAGGUCCAAAACCACUCCACAGUGAUAGGCAAGAUCUGGCUCACCAUGCUGCUCAUUUUCCGUAUCCUGCUUGUUGCCUUGGUGGGUGACGCUGUCUACAGCGAUGAGCAGUCCAAGUUCACCUGUAACACCCAGCAGCCUGGAUGCAACAACGUCUGUUAUGACACCUUUGCUCCUGUUUCGCAUCUUCGGUUCUGGGUUUUCCAAAUUGUGCUGGUCUCCACCCCAUCCAUCUUCUACAUAGUUUUUGUUCUGCAUAAGAUUGCCAAGGAUGAAAAGCUGGAUGGCCAAAGGGCACAGAUGGUAGCCCAGAAGCCUCCCAGACAGAGAGGUGGGCACAUGAGAAAGGAUGGCAUGGAGGCCCUGAGGGUCCAAAUGCCCACCUACUGUCAUUACAGGGAGGAAUGGGAUGAGAGGGAGAGUGAAGGAGUAGAACAAAGCUCUAUGGAAGAGGACUAUGGCAAAGUGGGAGAGGACCCUACUCAGCAGUCCAACCAGGUUCUGCUCAUCUACAUUCUUCAUGUGUUACUACGAUCUGUCAUGGAGAUCACCUUUCUGGUGGGCCAGUACUUCUUGUUCGGGUUCGAGGUGCCUCACCUGUACCGCUGUGAGACCUACCCUUGCCCCACUCGUACAGACUGCUUUGUGUCACGUGCCACUGAGAAAACCAUCUUCUUAAACUUCAUGUUCAACAUCAGCUUGGGCUGCUUCGUGCUCAACAUCGCAGAGCUCCACUAUCUGGGCUGGGUCUACAUUUUCCGCAUUCUCUGCUCAGCCUGCUCCACCUGCUGCAGUCAUGAGAGGGACACCGUCAGUCUGUACUCAAACCACAACCCCCUCCUGCUUCAGCUAAGGCAUUCUCUGAGGGGCCAGUUGGUUCUGCAGAACCCAGCAGCCAUGGCCCCAGAGAAAACUGGGUGUCUGCUCACACAUGCCCCAGCCAUCUCCUUUGAGACAGACUCAACUGUGGAAUGCACCUCCAAGAGAAGUCCCGAGAGCGGAGACAAAGUGAAGGUCAAGCUGGCCAACAUGGCCAGGCUGGGACGGACUAAGAAGUCUUGGCUAUGA
Molecule: messenger RNA, 1107 nt
Organism: Anoplopoma fimbria (sablefish)
Lineage: Eukaryota; Metazoa; Chordata; Actinopteri; Perciformes; Anoplopomatidae
Product: gap junction delta-2 protein-like
Exons: 1
Coding region: 4-1107 (367 amino acids)
Biological process (GO): cell communication
Cellular component (GO): connexin complex
Source: RefSeq, a predicted model, not a curated record